Cynoglossus semilaevis (tongue sole) is the source of this 4915-nucleotide messenger RNA. RefSeq names its product RAB11 binding and LisH domain, coiled-coil and HEAT repeat containing (gene relch). Gene Ontology annotation, cellular component: trans-Golgi network; recycling endosome. Lineage: Eukaryota; Metazoa; Chordata; Actinopteri; Pleuronectiformes; Cynoglossidae. The transcript has 32 exons. Bases 134 to 3760 code for a protein of 1208 amino acids. Gene Ontology annotation, biological process: intracellular cholesterol transport. Gene Ontology annotation, molecular function: protein binding. The record is from RefSeq and is a predicted model, not a curated record.
AUCACCUCUUUCCAUUCUCUCCUGUCAAAGCUGCCUACCAAAACCAUAGCAAGCCUUGUAUCCAUUUAGAAAGAAUCGGUUCCGAUUGACCAGGCUGGUUUUGGGUUAUUGGAAAAAUCCGUAUCUGGCAAAAAUGGCGUCCGUCAACCCGUUUAAUGUGAGCGACUCUGAUGAGGAGGCUGAGCGGCGUCCAAACGAAACUGUUGACACAGAAAGAAGCCCAAGCGAGGGAGCGCCAGGGCCGCCGCCAGGGAACUCUUUCUCCCCUUCUGCAGACGGCGAACCUCCGACACUUCUGUUGUCAGGCAACCGAACGAGUCCCAGCGGCGAGGGCAUCCAGUUUCCGGCUGCGGCGACCUCGGUGAUGGCGGGCGGCACCGAGACAAGGGUGUCAGUAGAUGUUAUUGCUGCUCAGCUCUUACGGGACCAAUACAUUCUUACGGCCCUGGAGUUACACACCGAACUGCUGGAAGCAGGCAGGGAGCUACCGAGGCUGAGGGAUUAUUUCUCUAACCCUGGCAACUUCGAGCGACAGAGCGGCACUCCGCCUGCCAAAGACCAAGUCAUUGGACCCGGUGGACCGCUGAAUCGAGCAGGCAGCAUCAGCACCUUAGACUCCCUGGACUUUGCCCGUUACUCAGACGAUGGUAACAGGGAGUCAGACGAACGGGUGGCAGUGCUGGAGUUUGAGCUACGGAAAGCAAAGGAGACCAUUCAGGCUCUGCGCGCCAACUUGACUCAGGCAGCAGAGAGUGAAGUGCCCUCACAGGAGAGGAAAAACUUCAAGACUAGUCCUGAAAUCCAGGAGCCUAUCCGCCCACUGGAGAAGAGAGCCUUAAACUUCCUUGUGAAUGAAUAUUUAUUAAAAAACGAUUACAAACUUUCAUCCAUCACCUUCUCUGAUGAAAAUGACGACCAGGACUUUGAGUUGUGGGAUGAUGUCGGCCUCAACAUCCCUAAGCCACCUGACCUACUACAGCUCUACAGGAGUUGUGGCACCCCCCUGUCAUCACCACGCAGCACAGUAGAUGUUUCUGUUGCGGUGGAUUUUGCUGAUCUUCCAGGAAACUGCACCGCUCAGCAGUCACCAAAGAAGCCCAGCCUUUACAGUCAGAAACAGACAGAGGUGGUGCAGGAGCUGGAGUAUCAGAUCAGCCUCCUCAACACUGAGAAGCAGAGCUUCGCUGAGCAGAUCAAGAAGCUACAGAGUGAGAUCCAGACACUAAAGAGAUCUGUCAUCUCCCCACCUCUGACCACUCUGGACCUGGGAUCCCAGAAUGCCCCUAAUCCCCUCUCCUCCUCCACCACCAUUACUAGCAACACCACCACUACUUUCUCCACAAACCCUCUCUCAAUGCCUUCGACAGACAGCAGCCACUAUCUCGACAUUCGGGGGGAUUCAGAUUCCAAGUGCGAGGUGAACCCUCCCCAUCAAAACACGUCACAGUCCUGUCCGCAGACGCACAGUGAAAAAAAGAAUCGGCCCCCUGUUCAGUUUGACAAACCAAACAGGAAGUUAUCCCCAGUCUUUCAGCAAACCCUGCUGUCCUUCUGCAGAAUGUGCCCUGACAGCCGGCUGGGAGCAGAGGUGUCUCGUAUAGCAGACAGUGAGGAGAGCGUGAUGCUGAUGCUGGGCCGCUGUCUCCCACACAUUGUCCCCAAUGUCCUCCUUGCAAAACGAGAGAGAAUGGUUACACAUCUUUGCCAGGAGUUAAUUCCACUUAUCUUAUGUACCGCCUGCCUUCAUCCAGAACCUAAGGAGAGAGACCAGCUCCUUCACAUCCUUUUUAACCUAAUCAAAAGACCAGAUGACGAACAGAGACAAAUGAUCCUAACAGGCUGUGUUGCAUUCGCAAGGCACGUUGGUCCAACUCGAGUUGAAGCUGAACUACUCCCCCAGUGCUGGGAACAGAUUAACCACAAAUAUCCAGAGAGGAGAUUGCUCGUGGCGGAGUCCUGUGGAGCCCUAGCGCCAUAUCUGCCUAAAGAGAUUCGUAGCUCCCUGGUUUUGUCCAUGUUGCAGCAGAUGCUUACAGAGGAUAAGGCUGAUAUGGUCAGGGAAGCUGUGGUCAAGAGUCUGGGUAUCAUCAUGGGUUACAUCGAUGAUCCUGACAAGUAUUCCCAGGGUUUUGAGCUGAUGCUGCUCUCCCUGGCGGACCCGUCAGAGCGAGUGGUCAGCGCAGUUCACCAGGUUUUUAUCCCCGCCUUCGCUGCCUGGACGACAGAGCUGGGCAUGCUGCACACUGCACUUAUUCCUUCUUUGUUGGCACGUAUAGAGAAACUACUUAAGCAGGGAGACCAUGGCUUAGAUGAACACAAGUUACACAUGUUCCUGUCGGGCCUGCAGUCUCUAAUCCCUCCUCUGUUUGCUGUGGUGCUGCAAAAUGCUCCCUUCACCAGCAGAGCCAUACUCAAUGGAGACAUACCUGCAAUAGAAGUUACACGGUUUCCCCGGCCAGCAUCGCCACUUCAGGAUGUGGCUACAAUUAUUGGCAGCAGGGAGAUGCUGAGUGCUCUUCUAGUACUUUAUGACCACCAACUGGAGCAUGAAGGAACCACAGGCUGGGACAGUCUCCUAUGGGUGGUCAAUCAGCUUCUCCCUCUGCUCAUAGAGAUUGUCGGUCGGAUCAAUGUUACUUCAUCUAUUUGUGUCCAUGAGUUCUCUCGCUUCUUCUGGAGAUUCUGUCGCACCUUUGGCAAAAUCUUCACCAACACUAAGGUGAAACCACAGUUCCAGGAGAUUCUGCGGUUAUCUGAAGAAAAUGUUGAUGCUUCAGCUGGUAAUGGCAUUCUCACCAAAGCAACAGUCCCCAUCUAUGCCACUGGAGUAUUGACAUGCUACAACCAGGAGGAAGAUCGCAAGUUGUUGGUUGGUUUCUUAGAAGACGUUAUGACAACACUGUCACUGUCUCACGCUCCCCUCGACAGCCUGAAGGCCUCGUUUGUAGAGCUUGGUGCCAAUCCUGUGUACCAUGAACUGCUGCUGACUGUUCUGUGGUAUGGCGUGGUCCAUACCUCUGCACUGGUGCGGUGUACAGCAGCACGGAUGUUUGAGUUGGUUCUCCGAGGCAUGAGUGAAGCAUUAGUAGAUCGCCGGGCGGCUCCGGCCCUCAUAACUCUGUGCAGUGGGCCUGAAUUCUCGGUGAGAAUAUCCACCAUCCCGGCCUUUGGUACCAUCAUGGAGACUGUCACACAAAAAGAGCUGUUGGAGCGUGUAAAAAUGCAGUUGGCGUCAUUCCUGGAGGACCCUCAGUACCAGGAUCAGCACUCCUUGCACAUGGAGAUCAUCCGGACAUUUGGAAGAGUUGGGCCUAACGCUGAGCCCCGCUUUAGGGACGACUUCGUGCUACCACAUCUCCACAAACUGGCUCUGGCCAACAACCACCAGGUAGUGGAGACCAAGAGGAUCGACAUUGCCAUGCAGCUGUUUGAAGCCUACAGUGCACUGUCCUGCUGCUUCAUUUCUGAGGAGGUGAUGAUCAACCACUUCCUCCCUGGUCUAAGAUGUCUCCGCGUCGACAUGGAGCAGCUCUCUCCAGAGCACGAGGUGAUUCUCAGCUCCAUGAUCAAAGAGUGUGAAAUCAAGGUGGAAAACAGGGGGAUGGCAGACGCACAAGGAAAAAGUGUGUGUCUGCGGAUGGAAGAAGCAUGUCUACAGUCUGCCUACGUGUGUGUGUGUGGAGGCAUACGUGUACAGUUUGGGCUGUGUCCUGUCCCUGAGCCGCAGGUCCAUGUCUAUUGCAUCCACCUUGGUGGGUGAAGAUGCCAAGACCAAGUUCUUAAGCAAGAUGGGUCAGCUGACCACCUCUGGUGCCAUGUUGGCCAAUGUCUUCCAGAGAAAGAAGUGAUCAAUUUUAGAUGGACCCUUACACUAAAUUGACAACCCACUCCCCCCGGCCCCUCCCUGCUGUCUCCGGAAGCAUUUCAUUUAACUGCACUGGUCCAUGAUCGGGGACCAGGCGAGUCUGGUGUUGUUGUUAAUACUAUUUCUAGGACAUGAAGGUUGCAGGUAAAAGCGUUGCUGGAGUCUGACUUCAUCCAAACAGUGUUGUUGAGGGUGACAUUUCAGAAAAUAGGGUGAGGCACUGAGAGAGGGGGAGACACUGAAUUCUUGAUCAUUUUUCCUUCAGAUGCCUCUGGACUUCUUAACUCCUCUGUUCAACUCUUCCAGUUUCAGAGAACUUCUCCUCAUCUUUAGGACACACAAAAUGCCUGCUGGAUUUCAUUUUAUGAGUAACAAAUGUGAUUUCUGAGCGAAGAGCUGCGUGAGACUUGCGUGUACUCAAAUCCGACGAAGGAUCGAACCACAGAAAGGCUCUGUUACGGCUCAGGUGUUAGGCCUACUUGAAACUGUAAAACAAAAAAAUUGCCUUUAUUUCCUCAAUGUCUGAUCGGUUUGUGUUUGGUUUGAUUCUUAUAGCUUUUUACUUGAUAACUUAUUUAUGUCUUAAUGAAGAAAACCUUACUUUAUUCCAACUUCCAAAGAAAUUUGCACUUCACUUAAUCAUUUUUGUUCUUUAUUUUACGCUAUAUAUAUAUGUGUAUAUAUAUAUAUUUAUAUAUAUGUGUGUAUAUAUAUGUUUAUAUAUAUAUAUACAUACAUAUACUAUAAAUAUAUUUGUUGCGAGGCUUACUGAACAAUAUCACUACUGUUGAUGGAUUUUUUUUCUGUUUGUCUGUUUGGCAAUGUUAAGCUGAGAAGAGAAAAAAAAAAAAAAAACACUGAUUAUAAUAUUUCCCUCCUGAUCUGUAGCAUCAUGUCUCUGUGUCUUACUGAAAGUUUUUUUUUUCUAAAGUAUUUAUUUUCUUCUUCCUUUUUAUUUUGGAUAUGCAGAGAAUACACUGAAUCCAAAAGGACGGUACUGGAUGUGUAUAUUUGAACCAAUGGUGUCCUGGUGUAAUAAAAGAUGGAGCU